Molecule: messenger RNA, 2901 nt
Organism: Pseudoliparis swirei
Lineage: Eukaryota; Metazoa; Chordata; Actinopteri; Perciformes; Liparidae
Gene: grnb
Product: granulin b
Exons: 15
Coding region: 115-2451 (778 amino acids)
Cellular component (GO): extracellular region
Source: RefSeq, a predicted model, not a curated record
CCGUUAAGUGCGAGCAGCUUCCGCUCUUUGUGCUCUUCCAGUUGACGCGAAGCCGCUGGAACCUUCCGCUUCGUUUGGGGACUUUUCUUGUUUCUGCUGCUCCAGAUUUACCAGAUGUGGAUCCUGGUCCCGGCGCUGCUGGUGCUCGGCUCGGCGCUGGUCUGCCCGGACGGAGACGAGUGCGAGAGCAACAACACCUGCUGCAAGGACGCGGCGGGCCAAUACGGCUGCUGCCCGCUGCCGCGCGCCGAGUGUUGUACUGACCUCCUCCACUGCUGCUACGAGGGCACGCUCUGCGACCUGGUCCACGGCCGCUGUGUCAACAAGACGGUGUCCCUGCCCUGGAGGAGGCGCCUCCCCCCCCGACCGGCGGCUCCUCGGCAGCAGCUCCGAGCCGUGGUGUGUCCGGACCGUGAGUCCGAGUGUCCCGACGGCACCACCUGCUGCCAGCUGGCCGGCGGCUCGUGGGGCUGCUGUCUGUUCCCCAAGGCCGUGUGCUGCGAGGACAAACGCCACUGCUGCCCCGAGAGGACGACCUGCGACCUCCAGCACGCACGCUGCCAGGCCGGCAGGCGGGGGUCCUUCCCCAUGCUGGAGAAGAGGCCCGCCAGGAGGACGGGGAACCACUCGGCUCCAUUGGUGGGUUCUGUAGUUCCUCCGGUGGGUUCUGUAGUUCCUCCGGUGGGUUCUGUAGUUCCUCCGGUGGGUUCUGUAGUUCCUCCGGUGGGUUCGGUGACGUGUCCCGGUGGCCAGAGCAGCUGCCCAGAUGGUUACACCUGCUGCCUCAAGAGAGGCGGAGCUUACAGCUGCUGCCCGUACGCUCAGGCCGUGUGCUGCAGCGACCAGCUGCACUGCUGCCCCCCCGACACGGAGUGCGACCUGGAGCACGGCGCCUGCAAGGCCGGCGCCACGGCGAGCACGACGGCGCCGCUGAGGAGGCUCGCGGCCGCGUCCCGUGACGUCGAGUGUCCGGACGCUUCGGCGUGUCCCGCCCAGACGACCUGCUGCAAGACGACCAGCGGCGUGUACGGCUGCUGCCCCAUGCGCAACGCCGUGUGCUGCUCAGAUCACCUCCACUGUUGUCCCGAAGGCACCGACUGUGACGUCGCCCACAGCGCCUGUAUUAACGCCCGCGGAGAGACCGCCAUGAGCGCCAUCGCCGUGACGACGCUGGAGGAAGUCCAGAGCAACGGCGCCGUGGUUCCCUGCAACGGCUCGGUGGUCUGCGCCGCCGGCAGCACCUGCUGCUCGCUGCCACAGGUAGCGCCGCCUGGCCGUCCAGACGUUGUUGUUGUUGUUGUUGUUACUCGGCGUCUCCUCCCCCCGCAGGCCGUGUGUUGCGAGGAUCACCUCCACUGCUGCCCGCACGCCACCGUCUGCAACCUGGAGGCCUCCACGUGCGACGACGCCGCGGCCGGCACCGCCACGCCGUGGCACGCCAAAGGCCCCGCCUCCCUGUGGAACGCCAUAAGCCCCGCCUCCCCGGCGCCCGACGCCAAGUGCGACGAGUCGGCGUCGUGCCCCGAGCGGUCGACCUGCUGCCGGACGCAGGGCGGCGGCUGGGCGUGCUGCCCGAUGCCGCAGGCCGUGUGCUGCAGCGACCUCCUGCACUGCUGCCCGCGCGCCACCGUCUGCAACCUGCCGACCGAGACCUGCGACGACCCGGCGGGCGUCUCGCCGCCGGCCCGCUGGCUGGAGAAGACGCCGGCCGUGACCUCCGAGAGGGCCCCGGCCCCGCUGCAGGGCUCCGGUCCGGCCCGGCCCACCAGGACCGCCUGCGACGAACAGACCAGCUGCCCCCGAGACGCCACCUGCUGCUUCAUGGGCGCCGCCCGCCGCUGGGGCUGCUGCCCCGUGCCCGAGGCGGUGUGCUGUGGGGAUGGCCUCCACUGCUGCCCCGAGGGCCACGCCUGCGAGCCGCACCGCUCCGCCUGCUCCCGGGGGGCCGGCGUGCCCUGGCUCUCCAAGCUGAGCGCCGUGGCGACGCCCGGCGCCGUGUCGGACGUCAAGUGCGACGGCCGCAGCAGCUGCACCGCCGGAACCACGUGCUGCAAGCUGCUGACGGGCGAGUGGGGCUGCUGCCCGCUGGUCCAGGCCGUCUGCUGCGCCGACCGAGAGCACUGCUGCCCGCAGGGCUACACCUGCAACAUGGAGACCAGCACCUGUGAGAAGGCGAGCCCGCAGACCACAGUGGUACGGCCCGACGGCGCCGCGGAGGAGGAGGACGCCGGGACCGUACCAUGUGACGCCGCGGGGGAGUUCCGCUGCUCCGAGCGGGACACGUGCUGCAGGGUGUCGGCCUCCGAGUGGGCCUGCUGCCCCUCCCCCCAGGCGGUCUGCUGCCCCGACUCGAGGCACUGCUGCCCCGCCCGACACUCGUGUGACCCGCGAGCCGCCGGCUGCUCCCCGCUGACCUGGGGCGCUCCGCUGGGGGUCAGGAGGAGGCUUUAGGUCCUGGGGGGGCGGCGGCCAUCUUUGAUCUGAAACGCUGUCCGUGGACGACACUUCCUAUUGGGAGGUCUUUUAUUUCGGUGAUGAAGAUGAAGAGGAGACUCGGUGGUGGCAGUGAAGACUUCAUGGUGAUUAAGAUGAAGCACGUGUGGAGGUUUCAUGUUGACUCGUUUCUCGUAGAUGAGGAUGAGGAGGAAAUGUUCAUCAAAUCCUCGACAAACGAAACCACAAUAAAUCCUUUAGGGUCGUGAUGUAAAUCUUGUUGCGUAACGUUCAAGCAGCUGGACGGUGGCGUUUGUUUCCCCAAACAAAUAAACCGUGUUUAGUUUGUUGUGUUUAACUAAAUACGAUGCGGACGCAUUGGAGGAGAUGCACUGGUUACCUUGAUCUGGAGUAAACAGGUGGUUGUUGUUGUUGUUGACUGUUAAUAAAUACAAAUGUAUAAAAUUC